Messenger RNA from Cercopithifilaria johnstoni, 1482 nucleotides. NCBI's taxonomy places the organism in Eukaryota, Metazoa, Nematoda, Chromadorea, Rhabditida, Onchocercidae. The record is from the annotation of a GenBank genome assembly.
AUGUCAAAACUUAAGGAAUUAGAAGAGAGAUCGAAUGCGGAACGAAUUGAAUUAGCUAAUCAACAAAUGCUUCAAAAUGCUCUACCAUCACAUAUUGCGCAAAAUUUCUCAACUAAAUCUGAUCUUUAUCAUCAUAUUUGUCAUAGUGUUGGAGUAGCUCAUAUAGCUAUUUUAAGCGAUGAUAGCGAUGGUGAAGCUGCUGUAAGAAAUCUGAAAAAUUUAAUAUGCAUUUUUGAUCAGAUUGUUAUGCAACAUCGUGGAAUUGAGAAAAUUCGUGGAUGUCAAAAAAAUUAUAUUGUUGCAGUGGGUGUUAUACCGGAAUUUUGUAAAAAUGUUCACGAUACGCCAUCAACAAUUGGUGAUUUACUUGCUGAACUUACACAAUUCGCACUAGAUAUUUCAGCAUUUGCUGCUGAUCAUGGCAUUUCAUUAAAUAUCGGUAUUGAUUGCGGAUCAGUUCUAUCAACAGUUGUAAAUUGUCAAAAGCCUAUGUAUGAACUAAUUGGAAUGCCAUGUUUGGGUGCUCGUACCUUAAUGCAACAUGCUAAUUGUUACGGUAUUAUGGUAUCCGAGGAGAUCUAUUUAGCUUUAAGACCAAGAAAUUUUAAUUUUGAUUCAAGACCAAUCAAAAUUUCAAAAACUCUUAAUGCAUAUGUGUUCGAGGAUAAUUAUCCAGAUACUAGUUAUCAGGCUGACGAAACCGACAUCAAUUCAUUAUCUAUACCACCGGAACAAAAUUCUACAUCACAGAAUCCGUUGGAGAUGUUUGCUUCAAUGAAUUCCUCAUUCUCAUCUGAAGUAUAUUCAAUAGAUAUUGGUGUUGAAACUGAUUCAGAAUUGGAAUGGAUUACACCAGAAAUGUUGUUAUAUGAAAAGAAUGCUCAACUUAAUACACAACCAACAACUUCAUCGGUGCAACUUCCAAUACAUAGCAAUCAAAAUUAUUAUGAUUCUCAAAUAUAUAUUUCAUCUGAUUCACAGUGCAAACAAUCAAUAACACCAGAGCGUAGUCGUCGUCGGCGAUUCUGUAUGGGACGAACACCAAGUUGGUUGAAUCGAUCGAUGACAUCGGAUACGAGUCGAGUAUUUGAUGGAAAUGAUAAGCUUGCUGCUGCAGCAAGCCGUGUUGAUCGGAUGUUGGCUGAGCUAACGGCAAUAGCUGAUUUUAAUUCAACAUCUGAAGAUCAUCCAUUUCCAACUGCACUUUCUAAUUCAACUAAAAGCUUGAGGAGAGAUAUAUCAAGCGCUUGUCAUACUGAAUAUGAUAAUGCUGAAUCAGAAAGCAAUUGGUCUGAUUCUGAAAUGCUCGAUGGUCAAUUAGAACGGUUUCAUAAAACUUCAAAUCGUACAAGCAUUCCACAACGAAGGAAGUAUAGAUUAUGGAGUCAAAGUGAUAAUGGUAAUGAUGCUGAUAUUGAUAGCAUCUGUUCAUCCGUUGGUACAUCAUCCUUUUUCAGUAAUCUUCGAUGGAACAGGUUAUAA